UAUAUGUAUUAUUUGCGGACGUGUACUCGCAGCCAAAUCGUAACGCUCGCGCAACCUUGCGUUACGUCACGUUUCGAAAACAAACAGGUUUCAUGCCGUUGUAAGUACGUGCGUGCACGGCAUGAACUUAACCUCCUCCAUUCCCCACGAUAUAUGAAUGUUUAAUUUAAAGAACGAAGGAGUGACACAUGUCAACAUGUUAUUGUGCUGAUUCGAUUGAGAGAUACGUUGCGUUUACUCGCGAGGAUGUUCGUCGACUCGUCAUCAAGUUUUGCAGCACGAACUUGAUAAUCUAUUUCGAGUCGUACGCAAUGCGUUAAUCGUUUAUUUAUAACGCUCCGCCUCUUUUCGAGCGAUCGUUUACGAAAUCUUUACUCUCGUCAUUGUCACAUUACCGCAAAAUGUGUUGAACUGUGGUGUUCAUUUUCUUUUUCAUCUUUUUUUUUUUUAAUUUUGUAUUUAUACGAAUUAUGGACGAAGUUUGGUUCCAUUUCUCGAAUCAACUCGAAACGCUACAGGUUCAAGCAUCUGUAAUUACUCAACAAGGACAACAGUGGUGCAUGACAUGGCUGGCUCAAUUGCGUCAGUUGAUUCUGCAGCUUUGCGAGGAUCAACAUGCACAACACGCCAAGGACAUUGUGCUGGGCAUGGCCGCUUCUGUACAAAACACCUGGCAAGAGAUUCAAUUCCAAUAUUACAAUGUACAUUGGAAUACAUUAGACUUCUAUCGCCAAUUAGGAACAUUGUACAUUAACAAAGUUUCAAGGAGAGAAGCAAUGUUUUGCUUGACAGGUGUGAUGUUUGGAACCUUAAUAGGUUAUUACAUUGGUGUAAAUCGAAAGUUUAUUUCUCAUAACAUUCAUCACAUGAAGGCAAUUACUUGCCACCAUUAUUAUGGUAUUGAGGGUGUAUUGAUGGUGGAGGAUGCCGAAAUGCCAAGAAUAAGAAAGUCGAACGAAGUCCUGAUACAAGUUAAAGCCGCUUCGCUUAACGUUAUCGACACGAAAAUAUGUUCCGGUUACUCGAGGAUUUAUAGAAAAUUACUUAACUCGGGAAGACAGAGAGAACUACCUGUGACAUUAGGGAGGGAUUGUGCAGGAAUAAUAGUCGACACCGGACAGAAAGUCGCUAAUUUCGAUAUAGGUGACGAGGUGUUCCUAGCUGUUCCGUCGUGGGCCCCCGGCACGAUGGCGGAAUACAUAGUUGUUUCCGAAACGCAAGUAGCAAAACGGCCUAAGUCCUGUAACUUCGAAGCCUGCGCCAGUCUGCCGUACAACGGCUGCUUGGCGUGGGACGCUUUAGUCAAUAGAUCAGUUAUUAAGGAAGGCAAUGCCAAAGGAAAACGAGCUCUCGUUUACGGCGGAAGCACUCCAAUCGGUUGUAUUUUGACGCAGCUGAUCAAAUUGUGGGGUGGAUACGUAGUAACCGCGUGCAGAGCGGAAGCGAUACCCGUGAUGAGGGCGUUAGGCGCCGAUGAAGUUAUAAUAAUAAACGAAAUAGAUAUAGAAAAGGAAUUACAGUUGCACGAUAGAUUUGAUGCGAUUUUUUAUACCGAUAAUCAACCCUUUCAAGAACAUAUUUUUACGAAAUAUUUGGUGCCCCACGGUUCUUACGUAUCUACCGUUCCCGAACAGUUGACCUCAGACUCGCUGGGAUUUAUUUGCGGAAGUAUAUUCGCUGGAUGUGUUAGAAUAAAAUUACUGGUUCAGUAUAUGUUUGGAUUUAACAUGCAUCAGUGGAAUGAAGGUGCGAAAUUGGACGUCGCGUAUCUGCGCGCUCUGAGCGAGCUAACCGACGCGUAUCAAUUGCAAACGGUCGUAGACAGAGUGUACGCGCCGUACAACAUCGAACGUGCUCUGGUGCAUGUUCUAGAUCCGAAUUCGAUCGGUAGUACGAUUAUAACGUUUCAGUGACGCUUUAUCUAAUCUUUAAUUCAGUUUAUCCUUUAUACAACUCUACAUUUCUUGUACAUAAAAAUAGUCUGUAAACUUGCGUUCGCGUGCAUUUGAUAAAUGUAAUCACUGCCGCAUAUGAUUGUUGAAUGAAUUUACGUCAUAACAAAUUGGAAAACAGUCAAAAGAUAUAUUUGAUGCUGAAAUAAAGACUGAGAACGAAACUACUACGUUUGCCAACAAUGAAAUCGAGCACAAAAGUUCGUUCUUUUCUAAAUUUCUGCAAAGUUGCGUUAAAUAAGAGAAAAAGAUAUGUGUAACAAAUAUAAAAUAAAUAUAAAUCCUAAUCCAAAAGUAUUAAUAUUGU
Pseudomyrmex gracilis is the source of this 2259-nucleotide messenger RNA. RefSeq names its product reticulon-4-interacting protein 1 homolog, mitochondrial-like. Gene Ontology annotation, cellular component: mitochondrion. The transcript is spliced from 8 exons. The coding region runs from base 471 to 1913 and encodes 480 amino acids. The record is from RefSeq and is a predicted model, not a curated record. Lineage: Eukaryota; Metazoa; Arthropoda; Insecta; Hymenoptera; Formicidae. Gene Ontology annotation, molecular function: oxidoreductase activity.